CGCCUCAUGGUUCAACCCAUAUUCUACCAUUGCUUUCGCAGCCCAUUGCCCUAUGCUCGGACACUAGCUCUUCAGGAACGAAUACAUCGGCUACAGCUGGACCUUCGCUCUAUCAGCAAUUCGCACCAAGAUGUGCUUCUGCUUCUGCAGCACCGGCCUGUGUUCACCGCGGGACGCCGACAGACCGAGGAGGAGUUGUCGAUGGAGAGGGCGCGCUUGACGGGAAUGGGCGCAGACUUCGAGGCCACGAACCGUGGCGGCCAGCUCACGUAUCACGGCCCAGGUCAGAUCAUCGGUUACCCCUUGAUUGACCUCAGUCGCUGGAAGCCCUCCAUGCGCGUUCACGACUAUAUAUGCAACAUGCAGAACAUGUUGAAGAUGUUCUUGAAGGAGCGUCAUGGUAUACAAGCCGUGCCGAGUGAACAUACAGGCGUCUUUGCGGGCGAUGGGAAGACGAAGAUGGCUAGCAUCGGGGUGCAAGUACGGCAUCGUCUCACGUCCCACGGGUUCUCUAUCAACGUUACAGAUGAGCCGUUGGCAUGGUUCAAUACAGUCGUGGCUUGUGGGCUGGCGGAUGUGAAGGCGGGGUCGAUAGAAGGGGCUGUUGGGGCGCCGGUGCGCGUGGACGAUGAGAUGGUGGCAUUGGCGCAGUUGUUCGGCAGGGUCUAUGGGAGGGACACCGUGCCUAUGGAUUUACGCGGGGGCGGGGAAGUGGCGGAAGCUAUUGCUGAGGUGGAGGCCGAGGCCGACUCUCUUGGAUUGUGGCAUAGGGAACCGCAACAGGCUCUCUGAAUCCGGAUACAAUCUAUCUUACCCUAAACUAUGCCCUGGGGAUGGCCACAGACGCAUCGUGAUAUAAUAACUAUCUCGAAGCUAGGAUGAUUCCGUUUGGGUUUCAUAAGUCGCCCAAUACAGGGUGGCGUCGCCGUACAGUCUAUAGACACCCUAAAAGAGCCUCCUCCUCUGGCGUCGGCGAGGUGGUGGUCCCCAUGCAGACCAAUCAUCCUCGUCUAAUAGAAGUGCCUGACGGAUGUUACGUCGUAAUCAGUGAUGUACAACAAGGCUAUCUUACUGGGCCAGUGGUGCUCUCCAGACUCAGCGAAGACGGCUGAUAGGGAGGCGUCGCGAGCGUCUAAGUAUUGAUGCUGCAGUUCUGGUCGAGGCUCGCUCGUAUACCGAGAGUAACAACUCGAAGCUCGGCGGUGAUACGAUGCGGUGGAGUUGCGCUGGAUUGUGUACGGGCCGUCAAUCGCGGAUUAUUUACACGUGGACAACUUGCCGUACCUUGGUAGUUGUCCAGGAGAACAUGUUGAUUGCGGAUGGUGCGGGUGGUCCAAUAACAUCGCAGACGCCGCCCAUUUUAUAUACAAAUCUCCGAUUCCGACGCGCAGCGGCGCCUUGCGAAUCGCCUGGCCAAGGAAACUACCAAUGUCCACCAAGACUCUCGUCUUCAGGUUGUCCGCAGCCUGGAAGGAAGGGUGCGAGAAAGAAUUUGGAUCGUCGGAAGCGGCGCCAAGCCCGCUGCAAGAAUAGAUACGACUGGGCCUGUCUUCCUGGGCAAGGCAACGCCCAAGCACUUCGGAGACUGCCUCGCAGUUGACAGGGAUCGAGAUAGUCGCACCGGGCGUGUGGUACGCCCAGAGAAUGUCGAGCCCAGAUAUUGGAUGCUACCGCAGGACAGGUUCUGGGAGACAUAACGACACCGUGUUUCUUCAGGCGUUCUAUACCAU
Punctularia strigosozonata HHB-11173 SS5 is the source of this 1730-nucleotide messenger RNA. RefSeq names its product lipoyltransferase. Gene Ontology annotation, cellular component: mitochondrion. The transcript has 6 exons. The record is from RefSeq and is a predicted model, not a curated record. NCBI's taxonomy places the organism in Eukaryota, Fungi, Basidiomycota, Agaricomycetes, Corticiales, Punctulariaceae. Gene Ontology annotation, biological process: protein lipoylation. Bases 7 to 792 code for a protein of 261 amino acids. Gene Ontology annotation, molecular function: lipoyl(octanoyl) transferase activity.